Messenger RNA from Adelges cooleyi (spruce gall adelgid), 2265 nucleotides. Its product is annotated as carcinine transporter. Lineage: Eukaryota; Metazoa; Arthropoda; Insecta; Hemiptera; Adelgidae. Gene Ontology annotation, biological process: transmembrane transport. The record is from RefSeq and is a predicted model, not a curated record. The coding region runs from base 19 to 1881 and encodes 620 amino acids. Gene Ontology annotation, cellular component: membrane. The transcript has 12 exons. Gene Ontology annotation, molecular function: transmembrane transporter activity.
UCCGUCGCAGUUCUCGUCAUGGACAACAGCCGUUCGGCUGGCAAAGAAAAAUCCGAUAACGUCGACUUGGACGAAGUUUUGCCCAUCGUCGGAGAGUUUGGCCGGUACCAAAAGUUGCUGUUGUGGUUCGUGUGUCUGCCGGCAUGCAUCCCUUGUGGUUUCGGUGCGUUCAAUCAGCUGUUCAUGUCCGACGUGCCUCCCCACUGGUGCAGGGUGCCGGAAUUGUCCAAUUUCACUGCAGAACAGAGAAGGUCGAUUUACCAACAGAGCAACGCGACUCAAGUGAAGAACGGAUGCAUGAGGUACGCUGUUAAUUGGACGGACCUCCUUAAGGAUUCGGACCGUGUCGGCGAUGACUUGCAAAUGCUGGUGAACCAGAGUUGGCCCAUUGAAAAAUGCCUCGACGGUUGGGAGUACGAUACCAGCGUGGUGCAGUCUUCCAUCGUUAUCGACUUUGAUUUGGUCUGCGACAGGGACAUUUACCCCACUUUCGGAUUGGCCGCGCUGAACAUUGGCGGGCCCAUCGGAGUGUACUUUUUUGGAGUUCUAAACGACAGGUAUGGACGGAGGAAAUCAUACUUCUUGUGUUUGGCCACUUUGAUUACUGGCAGUCUUCUGACGGCCAGUGCGACCCAUUUCUGGUGGUGGGCCGCUUCGAGGAUGAUCGUCGGUUUCACCAUACCGGCUGUAUAUCAAAUUCCGUUUAUAAUAUCUCUUGAACUGGUCGGCCCCAAUUACAGGUCGUUCAUCACGGUGAUGACGUGCAUGUUUUACACGCUGGGCUUGGUGCUGCUGUCGGGCAUCACGUACUUUGUGCGCGACUGGACGUACCUGGCUCUGGUCACCUCGACGCCGUUCAGCCUGUACUUUAUUUACUGGUGGUUUCUACCGGAAUCGCCCAGAUGGCUUUUGGCCAAAGGCCGGCUGGAAGAAGCGCUGAAAAUACUGGAGACCCUGGCCAGGGUCAACGGCACCGUGUUGCCGGACACGUUCAAGCAGAAACUCAAGCAAAAGAUGAUGAUGCAGAGGACGUUGAGCGAAGAGCGCCGUCUGAAAACGGGGCCCGGCGUGUUUGCCCUUUGCCGGACGCCUAACAUGCGAUUGAAAACGAUUCUCAUAACGUUCAAUUGGUUUGCCAACGACAUGGUGUACGUCGGGUUGAGCUAUUACGGACCUUCGCUCGGCCAAAACCAAUACCUGAGCUUUUUGUUAUCUUCCAUCGUGGAGGUGCCCAGCUACUUGGUCUGCUGGCUGCUCAUGGACCGUUGGGGUCGCCGAUGGCCUCUGUGUCUGGCCAUGACGCUGAGCGGUCUCAGCUGCAUCGUCACCGUUACUCUUCCUACAGAUGCUGUUACAACAACGCUGAUAUUGUUUUUGUUUUCCAAGUUCACCAUAUCGGCUUCGUUUCUGAUCAUCUAUCCUUUUGCCGGAGAACUUUACCCCACACAACUCAGGGGUGUCGGAAUAGGAGCUUCUGCUUAUAUCGCCGGACUCGGACUGAUCUUGAUACCGUUCAUCAAUUACCUGGGCCGUGAGAACCUUGUGCUGCCACUGUUGAUAAUGGGCAUACUGUCGGUGAUUGGCGGCAUAACCGGGCUAAGACUACCGGAAACGCUACACUACAAGCUGCCCCAAACCGUCGAAGAGGGCGAGGAAUUCGGCAAGAACUGGACCAUGGCCGACUGUAUCAAUUGCAUACCCAAAAAACCCGCCGAGCACACCGAUUCGUACGAAGACCUGACCGAAAACUUGGAAAUGUCACAGACCGCCGAACCGUCCACCGGACUUGUGAGGAGCCGGUCCAAGUUUACCCGGCAACAGAGCACCAUGGAAACGCCCCUGGACUCGGCCGGUGUGGUCAAAAUGACUUGUUGGUAUUGACCGCCACAACGAGGGACUGGAAAAUAUGCUUGUUUUUGUCCUACUGCAGUUGGUAGUUAAAGUCGGAUAAAGUCUGUGUCAAUAAACUACAAACACAAUUGUUUAUUCCGGAAACUUGAUUUGUCUUCUAAAGUACUGAAAAUCCCCUUUUAAAGCAAACGAUUAGUUGCAAUCGUGUAGAAAAAGCCCAUAAGAUAUGAUUUUUUCAAAUCAAAGUAACAUAUUUACCUAUAUAUGUUAUUAUAUAGGUAUAUAUAUAUUUUUAAGAUUUUUUUUUAAAUUAAUUAAUACUCGUUUGCGAUGUAAGCACCAAGUUUUCUAUUGCACUUAACUAUUUUACUUUUUUAAUUUAUUAUUAUUAUUAUUUUUUUUUUAAUUCAAAAU